Molecule: messenger RNA, 513 nt
Organism: Colletotrichum higginsianum IMI 349063
Lineage: Eukaryota; Fungi; Ascomycota; Sordariomycetes; Glomerellales; Glomerellaceae
Exons: 1
Coding region: 1-513 (170 amino acids)
Source: RefSeq, a predicted model, not a curated record
AUGGGAGAAUACAUCAACUCUACAAGCACCCGAGCAUGGUCUGAGAGAACAUGCGGUUACACCUUUCCUGGCCGCGCUCUCAAUAUGGGAACCUUUCAACGCGACAUGGAAUACGCUAUGAGCUCAUCCAAGGAAGGUGCGAAUCUUGCUAUAAUCAUCGAGUCGGCAAUCCUUUAUGAAACCAGUGAUAAACCUAUUGGUAGACGAUCCGGCAUCACAUUUGACGUUUUGAAAAUCGACAAGGAGACAGAGUUCGAGUACAACAGCCCGCCACAUUUCGAUGCUUACACUAUUAAAUGGUAUUGGUGCGCCAAGACAUUUCACAACUUAUCAGCUUCUCAAGGGGAAGUUGAUAUUGGCACAACAAGCUCAGAACCUCUUCAAGUCAACGCUGACUACAAGGUUGACGAUCCAUUCGGAUUAUAUUACGAUCCCUAUCUUAUCGUCGGGAAUACUUCAUCGUCAAGCGCGCUGUACCAGACGCCCCCCCCCCCCAUUCUGGGACUCUCUUAG